CAGAAAAUUACUACUAAAUUCUUUCUAGUCGACACAUGCAGGGGAGUGGAACGGAGCGAGAGUGGGAAGAAAAAAGGUCUUGACAGGAAAGAGAUCAUGGUUAGACGGAACCUGGGUCAGUCCACUCGCUCCAUCUAUCUGGGACUGGCUUGUCUGUCCCUCAGUCUCCAUGUCCUUCUGGCAUUUUUUUGCCUUUCAGUCCUCCAGACUGCCUGUGUUUUUCCCUCUUCUUCCUCCUCCAUCCCCGGAACAGAUACUCAGCAUCACGAGUCUGUCUCCCAGUCUCCUGCUUCUGAUGCUGCCUCCUCAAACAAACUGCAGAGGCGCCCCCACGAUGAAGUGCGUCACAAACUGACUGCAAACAUGUUACACCAUAAAGUCCGAGGCUCAUUAAAUGAGGUCACUGAGAAGUCAAAGAAACUGAUUGGAGUUGGAAAAAUAAUUCAGAAAGUCGAUGGUCCUUCUAAGCUUGAGGCACUGUUCAAGCAUCCGCUGUACAAUCUGCCACAGCCAGAGCUGCAGCAAGAUGAUUGGCUGCUGAGGCUGAAAACAGAAGAAGAUGCAAAGGAUACGGAAAGUCAGGAAGAAGAGAAGGAAGACAUCUUUCCUGAUGAUAGUGAGUGGCAAAGCAACAGUCACGAGGAAGGCUAUGACAAAGUCACAUGGACAACUGAUGUGGAGACCCACCCUCCCUGGCUGCGGUUCCACCUGGGCAUCUCUCGCUGGGAGCUGUACAACAGGAAAGACCCCAACCUCGCUCAGCUGACUCACUAUUUGGCAACACAGCGUAUCCUUGGCGCAGUUCAAAAGAAAGGAGGCACCCAACUGAAACUGCUCAUAUCGUUCCCAAAUUAUGGACAAGCUCUGCUCAAACCCAUGAAGCAAUCCAGACAUGCAGAGACUGAUGUAAACCUCUUUUACUUCUCUGACUUUGAAAGACACAACGCAGAGAUCGCUGCCUUUCACCUUGACAGAUUGCUGGGCUUUAACAGAAUCCCUCCAGUGGUUGGACGGCUCAUCAAUGUUACCACAGAGAUCAAAGAGAUUACCACCGACCGCAGGCUGUCUAAGACCUUCUUCACUUCCCCUGCUGGGAACGUGUGUUUCUAUGGGCAGUGUGAAUACUACUGCUCAGUGGAGCACCCGGUGUGCGGUCAGCCACAUAUGCUGGAGGUUUCCCUGGCUACCAUGCUGCCUGACCUCACCAUUGCCCCUCGCAGGUCCUGGAGGUCCCCAUGGAGGCGAUCUUACAGCCGCACCAAGCUUGCACAGUGGGAAAAAGACCCAGCCUACUGUGAUACGGUGAAGCAGACACCUCCUUACAAUCAAGGAACCAGACUGGUGGAUCUCAUAGAUAUGGCUGUCCUGGACUUCCUCAUGAGCAACAUGGACAGACAUCACUAUGAGACGUUUGAGCAAUUUGGCAACAACACUUUUCUUCUGCACCUUGAUAAUGGACGGGCGUUUGGGCGUCACUCUCAAGAUGAGCCGUCCAUUCUAGCUCCAUUGCAGCAGUGUUGCAGGAUCCGUCGUUCCAUCCUCCUGCGCUUGCGUCUGCUGUCUCUUCCUGAUUUCCGACUGAGCGACAUCAUGCGGGAAUCGCUGACUCAGGAUCCUUUGUCACGAGUGGCCCCUCUCCUCUCAGAACCACAUCUGUCCGCGUUGGACCGGCGCCUUGCAAAAGUUCUGCAAGUGGUGCAGGCGUGUCAGGAAAAGCAUGAUGAUGUCAUUUACAAUGACAUAGAGGGACAUGAUCAAGGACCAUGAUCAGCUGUUACUGCCUGACUGAAUAUAGAAAAACAUUCAAUUAUACCUGACAUAUAGAUUACAUAUUGCAUUUGUCCCAGUGUUACCUUACCAAUACUCUCUUUAAUAUUUUUGACAAACUCUAAUAAAACAUCAAACCAACAAACAUAUGCAAAAAUACAAAUACAGAAAUCAAAAUGUUCAAAUUUACAUGAAAAAAAACAUGCAGCAAACUACACACUUAAAGUUUUUUUUUUUUAUAUAUCUAGGUCUUUUACAAAAUUUUAAAUAAAGGAGUCCUCAAACCAUCUCAGUGUAGACAUUAAUCAUUCUUUUAGGUCUGACACCAUUUUUCUUCUCCAGCGUACAACUUUCUAUCCAAUGGGGUGUUUUCCCCUCCCAAAACAAUGAUUAAAUAAUGAGGAAUAAGAAUGUUUGUUUAUUUUUAUUACAACAAUUGCAAUUAAGUUUUUCUGGAUAUAAGAACCAAUAACUUUGGAGUUUUAUGGAAUUUCUUUUGAAAUCAUUUUCUAGCAUUGCUGUGAUCUCUUCCCAAAAUCUUUUCAUUGCUCUGUACUCUCAAACAUGAUGAAACUGCGCUCCUUUAGCCUCUGUGCAUUUAGUGCAUAUUUCCUUUAUAUUUUUAUUUUAACAGUUUGGUGUUAAAAGUGUUUGCAUAACCAAAUAUUAAUAUUAGGCCUGUAUUCUAUGGUUGAGUGUACACUACAGCUGAUCUCUAAAUCUCUGUUUAGAUGAUUAAUCUUAUAUUUUUCAUCAAAUUAUUUAUUUCAACUUUGUAGAUGAGUUAGAUCGAAUAUUACAGACACAUUUGCAAUGUCGCUCAAGAGGAACAGAUGUAUGUCUGCUUUGGGCGAACAAACAGACACAAUAAGUGAGUCUGGGAAGGUACGUAGGAUGUAGGACAGUCAGUUGGAGGGCAGUGGUUAACAUUAGGUGUUUGUGAAAACAAUGAUAAAAGGUGACAACAUGGAGAGGUGUGACAGAGAGUUUAUCAUGAGGCACAAGAGCAGAUGGUCGACACUCUAGGGAACAAACACCAACCAUCCCUAAAAAGCAUCAGUAUGAAAGAGGACGUGUAUUCUUAAUCAAAACGCCAACCACACCGUGAAAAAAUAAAAACAUUAAUUCAAUCAGUGCCUGCUAUUCGUAAGCUGGCGUUUAUCUUAUUAUGCAGAAAUAAUUACAAAAAUAAAAGACUUGAAUUACUUCAUAAACAAUUGGAGCUGAGUGCUGUGGUCAUGCUGGUUAGGUUAGCUUUGUCCAAGCACUGUGAAAGCCUGUUCCUGUAUCUCCAAAGGAAUUCUCAACCAGCUUUUAUUCGCUCUCUUGUGUUGAAUCACUUGACUUUCUUUUAAGUUUGACAAAAAAACGAAACAAAAAAAUGUUAUUCUUUGCAGUGCUUGUGUAUCAAUAAUCACAAAAACUACAGAUAUACAUGCAGGAUUUAUUUUCAUAUACAAAUACAAACCAACUUUGAAAUUAUUGAUUUAUUUUAUGUUGUUGUUACUGGAAAAGAAAAAAUCGGGGAAAAAUGUGACAUGUCCUCUUGCUGUUUUUGCACUAGAUUAGUGAAGUAUCUUCUGUGCAGAUGACUUCACUGACCGGAGCCGUGCUAGUGAAAUGCUGUCCUCUCUAAGAGGUUAUGCUCAUUUCUGUCUCCCUGCUGAAAUAAUGCCCCAAGCGGGAGCGCGCAUAGCGCAGAAAGCACUGAAAAUAUUUGGGCCGAGCUGUUUACAACCACAACAUGAAUGCUCAUUGUUUUAUCAAAGAGGCUGUUGAAUUUCGCAUUG
Molecule: messenger RNA, 3557 nt
Organism: Oreochromis aureus
Lineage: Eukaryota; Metazoa; Chordata; Actinopteri; Cichliformes; Cichlidae
Product: extracellular serine/threonine protein kinase FAM20C-like
Exons: 11
Coding region: 97-1767 (556 amino acids)
Biological process (GO): protein phosphorylation
Cellular component (GO): Golgi apparatus
Molecular function (GO): phosphotransferase activity, alcohol group as acceptor
Source: RefSeq, a predicted model, not a curated record